AUGAAAUUAAUGGUGAGCAAAUGUGGACAUUCAUUGUGUGAAAAUUGUGUAGAAAAUAAAUUUAGUAAAGGCGUUGGAAAUUGUCCAACAUGCAAAAUUGAAUUGAAAAAAAAUGGAUUUCGAUAUCAAAUAUUUGAAGAUCCAUUUGUAGAACUUGAAAUUGAUAUUCGAAAACGUAUUCUUAAAGAUUUCAAUCGAAAAGAACAAGAUUUUGAUUCACUCGAUGCUUAUAAUGAUUAUUUGGAAAUGGUCGAAACUUAUAUUUUUAAUCUUACAAACAAAACUGAUGUGGAAGAAACUGAACGAAAAAUUAAUGAAUAUAAAGAAGCAAAUAAAGAAGUAAUUACUAAAAAUCGAGGCAAAUUGAGUAAUGAUGAAAUAUUUAUUGAACAUUUAAUUGAACAAGAACGUACAGCUGAAGAAAUGCGUAAAAAAAUCUAUGAACAAGAACUUCAAAAAGAACAAGAAGCAAAACAACGUGUUAAACAUGAUCUUAUGGAAGCAUUACUUCAUUCAACUGGUAAUGUUAAUCAAGUACUUAAAAAAGGUAUUGAAGAUCUUGAAAAAAAACGUAAAGAAGAUGUUCAACCAAUUAUGCCUAAUAUGAUUAAAAGAGAAGAAGAAAUUCUUAUAUCAUUAUCAAAUGAUCAAAAUCAACAACGAUUAUUUGAAUAUAUUCCACCUAUUUAUGAUCAUCAAGGACCAUCAAUUCCUGAUAAAAAUGAUCUUGAACAACUUGGAUACUUAGAUCAUGUUCGUCAAGAAAAACCAGUUGAACGUGCUGGUGGUUAUACAAGAGAGUAUCCAUGUUUACGUGCUAUAGAAGAAGCAUUUGAUAUGUUGUUAUUUGUAAAAGAAAAUUCUUUGAUUGAUACUAAACAAGGACCUACAGAUGAAAAUGAAUCUAUGGAAACUUAA
This is a messenger RNA of Rotaria sordida, 918 nucleotides long. NCBI's taxonomy places the organism in Eukaryota, Metazoa, Rotifera, Eurotatoria, Philodinida, Philodinidae. The record is from the annotation of a GenBank genome assembly.